Arachis duranensis is the source of this 2020-nucleotide messenger RNA. Its product is annotated as probable LRR receptor-like serine/threonine-protein kinase At5g63710. The coding region runs from base 132 to 1922 and encodes 596 amino acids. Gene Ontology annotation, biological process: protein phosphorylation. Lineage: Eukaryota; Viridiplantae; Streptophyta; Magnoliopsida; Fabales; Fabaceae. Gene Ontology annotation, molecular function: ATP binding; protein binding; protein kinase activity. The transcript is spliced from 11 exons. The record is from RefSeq and is a predicted model, not a curated record.
UGGCAACAAUAAACUUCUCUUCUCCCUUCUCUCUAUCAGUGUUUCAUGCUCUACUUCUUCGUCCUAUAUGCUAUGCUCAACUCCUAGCACUCUGAAGAGUUGAAAUUUGCUUGGAGACCAAAAAAGCUUAUAUGUUUCACACAAAAUUUAUCCGGGAUCCUCUGACAAUGUUGACAAGUUGGCUCAUAUUCCUUAGUGUCUUGAAACUCACCUAUGCAGUGAAGGAACCUGAUAUAGAAGGUGAAGCGCUGCUUGAUCUUUUGAAGAAUCUGAAUGAUUCCAAUAAUGGAAUACAAGACUGGAACAGUUAUAUGGUGAGCCCGUGUUUCAGUUGGUCUCAUGUCACUUGUAGAAACGGACAUGUUGUAUCUCUGGCCCUGGAUUCAAUUGGAUUCUCUGGAACACUUUCUCCCUCAAUUCUCAAAUUGAAAUAUCUGGUUACCUUGGAAUUGCAGAACAACAAACUUUCAGGCCCCUUGCCUGAUUAUAUUGCCAACUUGACAACCCUGCAAUAUCUGAAUCUUGCUGGCAAUAACUUCAUAGGCUCUGUACCAGCUUCAUGGGCUCAACUUUCCACUCUCGAACAUUUGGAUCUUUCAUCAAAUCGUCUCACUGGAACUAUCCCAUUGCAACUCUUUUCAAUUCCAGUGUUCAAUUUUUCAAAUACACAGCUUUAUUGUGGUUCUAAGUUGGAGCAGCCAUGUGAUUCUAAAUCCGACCGUCCAGCUUCAAAGAAGAAACCAAAACUUGCACAGGCAGUACAGUUUGCAAGUUGUGGUGCAUUUGCACUUGUGUGUCUUGGGGCAAUCUGCACAUACAGAUACCAUCAAAUGCACAAACAAAAAAGUGAUGUCUUUGUUGAUGUGUCAGGUGAGGAUGAAAGCAAGAUAUCUUUUGGACAACUGAAAAGAUUUUCAUGGCGAGAACUCCAAGUUGCUACAAAAAGCUUCAGUGAAAGCAAUGUAAUAGGGCAGGGAGGAUUUGGAAAAGUGUACAAAGGUAUACUGUCGGAUAAUACCAAAAUCGCCGUGAAACGCCUCACUGAUUAUCAUAAUCCCGGCGGAGAGGCCGCAUUCGAGAGAGAAGUUCAUCUUAUCAGUGUUGCAGUUCAUAGAAACCUCCUCAGACUAAUUGGAUUCUGUACAACCUCAACUGAGAGAAUCCUAGUAUACCCUUUCAUGGAGAAUCUAAGUGUAGCAUAUAGACUAAGAGAUUUGAAAGCAGAUGAGAAAGGUUUGGAUUGGGGUGCAAGAAAGCGAGUGGCUUUUGGUACAGCACAUGGUUUGGAGUAUCUGCACGAACAAUGCAACCCCAAGAUAAUACAUCGCGAUCUGAAGGCAGCAAACAUCCUACUAGAUGAUGAGUUUGAAGCAGUACUUGGGGAUUUCGGGCUAGCCAAGCUUGUUGACACAAGAAUGACCCAUGUUACUACUCAAGUCCGCGGCACAAUGGGUCAUAUAGCCCCUGAAUACUUGUCCACUGGAAAAUCAUCCGAAAAGACUGAUGUCUUUGGAUAUGGUAUCACACUUCUUGAACUGGUCACCGGCCAGCGCGCAGUAGACCUCUCUAGGCUUGAAGAAGAGGAGGAUGUUCUUCUAAUUGAUCAUGUUAAGAAGCUUCUGAAGGAGAACAGGUUGGAGGACAUAGUGGAUAGAAACUUGGAGAGUUAUGAUCCGAAAGAAGUGGAGAGAAUUCUUCAGGUUGCAUUGUUGUGCACACAAUGCUACCCUGAGGAUCGACCAAUCAUGUCUGAGGUUGUGAAAAUGCUGCAAGGAGUGGGGUUAGCUGAUAGAUGGGCAGAUUGGAAGCAAGUUGAAGAUGCAAGGACUCAUCAACAAUUCUCACAAACCACUCAUCAAUUUCCUUGGAGUGAUGAAUCCACCCAUGAACAAGAGGCCAUUCAGCUUUCCAGGGCAAGAUAAUCAAUUUUGGACCCUUCUUUCUAUCAUAUAUAGAUUACAUCAUCUACAACUAUGUACCAUAAAUAACGUUUUCAUUAGCUUUUGUAACAUUCCGAUAA